GCCAUCAUGAUGGCCGCAGCUACCCCGACGGUCACGUCAUGACUGAGGAUUGCAACCAGUGGUGGGACACCUAUGUAUAAUUUAUGCCAUCAUGACAGCCGCAGCUACACUGACCGUCAGAGGAGUGCAACUAGUGUUGAGACAUUUGUAUAUAACCUCUCCCACCACGGCCCAUCUAGCUACCCCAACGGUCACGUCAUGACCGAGGAGUGCAACCAGUGUGUGUGCAAGAGCGGCAACUGGUCGUGCACGGAGCGCGCGUGCGCGGGCGUGUGCGGCGCGUGGGGCGACUCGCACGUGGACACGUUCGACGGCGCCUCGUACGACUUCGAGGGCGUGUGCACGUACCUGCUAGCCAAGGGGGUCAUGGACUCCAGCGACGGGUUCGACAUAGAAAUACAGAACGUACCUUGCGGCACCACUGGUGCGACGUGUUCAAAGACGACUACUCUGAAAGUAGGAGGAGGUGGGAACCAGGAAGUAGUGUCUCUCACUAAAGAUGCGCCACUGCCGGAUGUCUCGAAGUUGAAGAGGUAAAUAAUAUAUUUGACAUCCCUCAUAUUCGAUAAGUAGG
Molecule: messenger RNA, 574 nt
Organism: Diatraea saccharalis (sugarcane borer)
Lineage: Eukaryota; Metazoa; Arthropoda; Insecta; Lepidoptera; Crambidae
Source: the annotation of a GenBank genome assembly